AGCGCACGAAAAUAGAACGGAAAAUGUGGGAAAUGUAGACGGAAGUGGCAACGCGAAUUGCAUAAAUAUUAGUUAGUUCGCUCGCGUGGGCAGUGCGCAGUGGACAAAACAUUGACUUUUCCUCCUUGCUUCGCUCAUUUUCCUGAUUAAAUAACCAGGCAGUGCCAAGUGCAGUUGUCACCUGAAAUUAGCCACAAAAUGUUGGCACUUUCUGCUCGCCACGCACUGCGGCGCACUCGAAUACUCGCCAUUCCACGCUUUUUCUCAGAUUCACGCCAAUACAGCGACAAUCCGGACAAAAGGUAUUCCGGACCAGCAGCCACUAUGGACAACAAGAGCGAGAAGGUUACGGUGAACAAGGAGGAGCUGCGCAAGCGCCUCACCCCGGUGCAGUAUCAGGUUACCCAGGAGGCAGGCACCGAGCGACCCUUCACAGGUUGCUACAACAAGCACUACGAGAAGGGCGUGUACCAGUGCAUCGUGUGCCACCAGGAUCUGUUCAGCUCGGACACCAAGUACGACUCGGGAUGCGGAUGGCCGGCCUUCAACGAUGUCCUAGACAAGGGCAAGGUCACGCUGCACCGCGACGCCAGCAUACCAGGCAUGGUGCGCACCGAGGUGCGCUGCUCCCGAUGCUCCGCCCACAUGGGCCACGUCUUCGACGAUGGACCUCCGCCCAAGCAUCGCCGCUUCUGCAUCAACUCCGCGUCCAUCGAUUUCGUGAAGAGUGCGACGCCAUCGAAGGCGGAUCCACCGACGGCCUCGUCCAAGAAAUAAUGACCGAUCUGCCUGUUAACCACAAGGAAUACCAUUACACCCGGAGGAGUAGCCCCAUAUAGACCAGCGGUAGAUGCUACUCCGGGUCUAUAGAGGGCUGCAGGCCCAGCAAAGAAAGAUAUUUAGCUAUUUUAUAGGCGUUUAUUAUGCAAAACUGUUUAACGAACAAGAAACACAUAGCUUAUACACAAGAACGAUGUUUGGAAAUGUAUCGCGGAACGAGGAGUGAGAGAUUAGUAUUGUAGAUCAGCCCAGCAGAUUCCAUUUGCUAUAUACUUUCCCUACUUACCCUAUGUAUGUUUCGGUUUCAAAUCUAUAUCUCUAUAUUAUAACUUUAUAAAGUUUAUGAAAGUUUUAUGAACGGAAAGGGGAGUCUAAAGUUCCUUGCCUUGGUUUGUGCACUCUUUUCGGUUUACAAUCACUCACUGUGUAGAUGAACUCUACUUCUCAAAAGUAUCUCCCCUUGCAUACCCAUCGUAUCUAUAGGAUAUAUUGUACGUUAAUAAAAAUUAACCCAUUUCGUAGGAGCUUACGUGCUUAGCAAAAAGUUAUGUUUGCGCAAGGUUACCAUGUAUUGGGGAUCAGACGAGGUUUCCUUUAAUUGGUUUAUAUGUUUUCCUUUCGGUUAAGUGCAAUUUUCAUAAAUAUUUCGGUUUUGAAUCUACAUAGAUCAUCGAGCUUUUUCCACAUACCAGAUCAUUAUAUACAAGGUCGAUUGGCUUUAUUUUUGGGCCAGGGCCAUUAUGUGUGUGUCUGUAUGUGUAUGGUGCUUUUAUUUUUAAAUAUUUCCGCAUAAGUGUAUUAUUUUCCGGUGAUGUAUUUGGUUAUUUUUAUGAUUUCGAUUUACGUUUUAGUUUGUUGCUUUUUACUCACGUUCAAUGGUUUUGAUUUGAAUAACAUAACCCGAAUACUUUAACCAACAUUAUAUCCAUAAACUAUAUAGAGUGUUUUAAGCAAUCCAAUAAUGUGUAUUUUCGUAUAUUUUCUAUUUCUCUUUUUUUAACUCGCUUCAAAAACAAAAAAAAAACUAAAUGUACAACGCCUGUAAACGUUUUUUGGGGGUUUGUUUUGCUAACCAACAACACGAAAACAUUUAACUCAUCGCCGAAAUUAUAACACUCGAAAACACGACACAUGAAAUGCUUAAUUAACCAAAAUAAUAUGUACGCCAAAUCGUUCGGAAAAUCAUCUAUAUUCCUGAUUCGCCAAUUUAUGUGACUUCAUUUCAUAUUGUUUCACCUGCCACCCAAUGUUAAUUAUCGCUCUCUCUCUCUGCUGCACCUCCUCCUUCGCCUCGUUCUUCGCUCUCCGAUUUGCACUCCCAUUUAUUGCCGUUAUUUCUUCGCUCUUUUCUGUGAUUCUUUCUCUGCUUCUCAUUUAUCACCCAUUUCGCAAUCAAUUUUCUCUUUCUGUUUGAUUUGUUUACAACGAAAAACUUUGAAUUAACCUUGCAAAACGAUCAAAAAAAAUAAAAAAAAUUCUAUUGUAAAAAAAAUGUCAACAAAAUGCGCUACACAACAACAAAAAAAA
Messenger RNA from Drosophila mauritiana, 2307 nucleotides. It is a transcript of the gene SelR, whose product is annotated as methionine-R-sulfoxide reductase B1. The transcript has 4 exons. NCBI's taxonomy places the organism in Eukaryota, Metazoa, Arthropoda, Insecta, Diptera, Drosophilidae. Gene Ontology annotation, cellular component: cytoplasm. Gene Ontology annotation, molecular function: peptide-methionine (R)-S-oxide reductase activity. Bases 199 to 777 code for a protein of 192 amino acids. The record is from RefSeq and is a predicted model, not a curated record. Gene Ontology annotation, biological process: response to oxidative stress; protein repair.